AUGUCGGCUGCCACCAAGGUGUCUCCGCGGAUACAGGAGGUCCGGGACCUGUCGAAGCAGGACCCCUCGAAAGCCGCUAGCAGUUAUCAGAAGAUCCUCUCCGAAGGGCCAGGGUCCACAGAAGCCUCAUCGCGAGACUAUGAACAUGCAUUGAUUGGAUUGGGUCAGCUGCAUCGGGAUGCGAAGAAGCCGCAAGAGAUUGCGGACCUCAUUAAGACCAGCCGAGACACCUUUUCGUCAUUUGCCAAAGCAAAGACAGCGAAGCUGGUCCGUCAGCUCCUUGAUCUCAUCAGCGGAAUCCCGAACACCCUCGAUCUUCAAAUCGCCGUCAUCAAUUCAUGCAUAGAGUGGGCCGUCGCCGAACGACGGUCCUUCUUGCGACAGAACCUCCAAGCCCGUCUCGUCGCGAUUUAUAUGCAGAAGCAGACCUAUUACGAUGCCCUUACUCUCAUCAACUCCCUUCUUCGCGAGCUGAAGCGCCUUGAUGAUAAGUUGAUGCUGGUGGAAGUGCAAUUGCUCGAGUCUCGUGUGUACCAUGCCCUAGGCAACCAAGCCAAGGCCCGGGCUGCUCUCACAGCAGCACGAACGUCAGCUGCGUCCGUCUACACUCCUCCCAAUUUGCAGGCCGGUCUGGAUAUGCAGAGCGGUAUGCUGCACGCCGAGGACAAAGACUUCAACACUUCUUACUCAUACUUCAUCGAGGCGCUGGAGGGAUACAGCUCACUCGACGAGGGCGAGCUUGCCACGGCCACUCUACAGUACAUGCUGCUGUGUAAGAUUAUGUUGAACCUGGUGGAUGAUGUGACCCAGCUGCUCGGCUCCAAACAGGCCCAGAAGUAUGCCAGUGCACGUCUGGAGGCCAUGAAGGCUGUGGCCCGCGCCCACGCCAAUCGUUCUCUGGAGGAAUAUGAGAAGGCACUCUCAGACUACCGAUAUGAACUCGGCAGCGACACCUUUAUCCGGAAUCACCUUCGCCGCCUCUAUGAUGCCAUGUUGGAGCAGAACUUGAUCAAGGUUAUUGAGCCUUUCAGCCGGGUGGAGUUGGAUCACGUUGCCAAGAUGGUCGGUCUGGACGUCCAACAGGUGGAGCGCAAGCUGUCGCAGAUGAUCCUCGACAAGGUGAUCAUCGGUGUAUUGGAUCAAGGCUCUGGGUGUCUGAUUGUGUACGAUGAGACGGAACGUGACCAGGCCUAUGAUGCAGCGCUGGACACGAUUGAGAAGUUGAGCAAUGUGGUGGAAGGACUGUAUACUAACCAGGCCUCGCUCCUGGAGUAG
Molecule: messenger RNA, 1275 nt
Organism: Penicillium waksmanii
Lineage: Eukaryota; Fungi; Ascomycota; Eurotiomycetes; Eurotiales; Aspergillaceae
Product: proteasome regulatory particle lid subunit RPN6
Exons: 2
Coding region: 1-1275 (424 amino acids)
Biological process (GO): ubiquitin-dependent protein catabolic process
Cellular component (GO): proteasome regulatory particle, lid subcomplex
Molecular function (GO): structural molecule activity
Source: RefSeq, a predicted model, not a curated record